GUGAGGAUACAGGAUAUUUGUGACGCUGGGGCUGUAGCGACAAAAUUGUUUUCAUGAAUGUGGUUUUAUUCAGAGGAAGAUGGCAACCUUUCUGACUCCGAUCUGUGACGCCAGAGAAAAUAGGUCAUCGAGUGGAUUGCUGAUUAUCGGCUGAAUCCAGAUUAUCAGCACCGACCUGUUGUUGUUUUCUCAGAGAUGUUAAAGUUAUGGAUGUAACGGCGGUGGAGAAAGUGUUCUUUGGGGACAUUUCGGGUGAAUGAAAACGCAGAUGGAGACUGAUCUAAAACUAGAAUCAAGUUUGUGGGUCGGAAAUAAGAGACACCUGGCUGUCCUGACAGGCUGGCAUCUCAGAUGGACCGAGGCGGACAAGAAGAACCCAGAUAAGAAAACUGUUUCAGUUCCUGUGGCGGAGGUGGUGGGAGUGGAGGAGGGCCGGGUGGAGAUCCUGCCUCACAAGUCUGUAGAAGAUACAGGUAGAGACUUCACAGUUUUCUAUGUAAAGCGUAGCAACAGCAGGACAACCUCUGGGCUGCUGUGGAGACUGGGCCGGACCCAGUUUUCCUGCCCCAGUCGUGUCCUCAGAGACCAGUGGACGAAACACCUAUUGACAGUGCUCAAAACACAUAGUCCCCUGCGUCCACACAGGCUGCUGGUUUUCAUCAACCCGUUUGGAGGAAAGAACAAAGGAAGACAGAUCUACCACUCACUGGUUGCCCCUUUGUUUGAGCUGGCUGGUAUCAGCUCACAUGUGAUAGUGACUGAACGGGCCAACCAUGCCAGAGACCACCUCCUUAAGAAAGACCUGACAGGCUUUGACGGCGUGGUAUGUGUGGGUGGCGACGGCAUGUUCAAUGAAAUACUUCACGGUGUGAUUGGGAGGACACAGCAAGAGGCAGGCCUUUCUGAGAACGAUCCUGCGGUCACUCUGCAGCAAUGUCCGCUCCACAUUGGCAUCGUCCCUGCAGGCUCCACAGACUGUGUUUGCUACGCCACAGUGGGAGUGAUCGACCCUGUUACCUCAGCUUUGCACAUUGUCAUUGGAGACUCUCAGCCUUUGGAUGUGUGUUCAGUCCAUUAUGGCCCUGGUCAGGUGCGAUACUCAGUGUCUCUUGUCGGCUAUGGCUUCUAUGGUGAUGUGCUAGCUGAGAGUGAAAAACACCGCUGGAUGGGACCGUUCAGAUAUGACUACUCAGGUGCAGUGGUGUUCCUGAGUAACAGAAGCUACAGCGGCACAGUCCAGUAUCUGCCGGCAGACCCGCUGCUGUCCAGCCCGAGGGAUAAAACCCGCUGCUUGUCUGGGUGUGGUGUUUGUUCCAGAAGCACCGAGAGACUUUUCAGGAACUCUUCAGAUUCAGGUUCCCUGUACAGCUCUUACUCUGGUCCAUUCAGUAAUGACUCAGAAGGUGAGUGGGUGAGUGUGGACGGUAGGUUCAAGUGUGUGUCUCUCACAUGUAUGUCCAGCUCGUGUGCCAAAAGUCCUCUGGGUCUCUCUCCCUCUGCCCACCUGGCUGAUGGAACUGGAGAUCUCAUCCUAGUAUGGGAUACCAACCCUCUGGGUUUCCUCAAAUACCUCCACAGGCACACAACUACUCAGGAUCAGUUUGACCUGCCUUUUGUGGAGGUCCAUCGUGUGAAGGCAGUGCGUUUUGCCUUGGCAGGCAGAGGAGAGGAAGCAGAGGACAAUGAAAGUCUGAGUAAUGGGAUGGAUGGAGAAGAUGGAGGACAUGUCGAAAAUGGAAGCAGAGCUGGAUCUCUGCAGCACCUGGCAGCGGGAGCUAAGGGACAAACGAUGACAAGCGAGGACAAAACAGUAACUCCCUUCAUGUGUGGCCUUUGCUGCAGAAAGACUCCUGCUGUGUCAGUCUGGAACUGUGAUGGAGAAAUGCUGCCUUUCCCUGAGAUCUUCUGCAAGAUUCAUGGCCAGUUGGUGCAUCUCUAUGCCAGGGGCAUCGAGGACGGGACUUCCUUAAGAGACUGCACUGAGGAGAGGGUCGAGUCCAACACAACGUGCAUCCUACAAAGAUGAAGUCUGAAAAGUGAUAAAAGAU
Molecule: messenger RNA, 2048 nt
Organism: Girardinichthys multiradiatus
Lineage: Eukaryota; Metazoa; Chordata; Actinopteri; Cyprinodontiformes; Goodeidae
Product: ceramide kinase family protein
Exons: 13
Coding region: 257-2026 (589 amino acids)
Molecular function (GO): kinase activity
Source: RefSeq, a predicted model, not a curated record